UGCCUCGGUUCACCCCCUGUCCUCCGCGGGCAACCGGCCUAAAGCCAACAGCAGCAGCAGUUGAUAACUCCAUCUUCCUGCAGAAAAGGGUGCAUUGUUCUAUCUCGUCUCUCGUAUCUCUUAUUCAUCCGUUCUCCUCCUUCUUCCUCGUUGCUCUGUCUAUCUCCCCGCAGCUUCAAGUGAUCGUGCUUUCUCUCCUCUUUCUCCUCUCUUUCCCCGCACUUCUACCCCAGUAAAAUGGCGUUCACAAUGAGAACCUCCCGCCAUGCGUCCAAGCUGGCUCAGACCUCUCGUCCUUUUAUCUCCUCCACCCGCCGAUAUGCCACAGCGGAACCCGACCUCAAAACCGCCCUGAAGGAGGUCAUCCCCGCCAAACGCGAAUUGCUCAAGCAGGUCAAGGCACAGAGUGAUGAGGUGAUUGGCGAGGUCAAGGUCGGAAAUGUCAUUGGUGGCAUGCGUGGUCUCAAGGGCAUGCUCUGGGAGGGCUCCGUCCUCGACCCAGAUGAGGGUAUUCGUUUCCACGGCAAGACCAUCAAGGACUGCCAAAAGGAGCUCCCCAAGGGUACCUCGGGUACUGAGAUGCUUCCCGAAGCCAUGUUCUGGCUGCUCCUCACUGGCCAGGUCCCCUCGACCACCCAGGUCCGCGCUUUCUCGCGUGAAUUGGCCGAGAAAUCCCACCUCCCUCAGUACAUCCUCGACUUGAUCAAGUCGUUCCCUCGCUCCAUGCACCCCAUGACCCAGCUGUCCAUCGCUGUGGCCGCCCUCAACACCGAGUCCAAGUUCGCUCAGGCCUACGAGAAGGGCCUCAACAAGGCCGAGUACUGGGAGCCCACCUUCGACGACAGCAUCUCGCUGCUCGCCAAGAUCCCCCGUGUCGCGGCUUUGGUUUUCCGUCCCGACGAAAUCGACGCCGUGGGCACUCAGCGUCUCGACGCCGCCCAGGACUGGUCCUACAACUUCGCCGAGCUGCUCGGCAAGGGCGGCGAGCAGAACCAGGACUUCCACGACCUCCUCCGUCUCUACCUCGCUCUGCACGGUGACCACGAGGGCGGUAACGUCUCCGCCCACGCUACCCACCUCGUUGGCAGUGCCCUCAGUGACCCCUUCCUGAGCUACAGCGCCGGUCUGCUCGGUCUGGCCGGUCCCUUGCAUGGUCUCGCUGCCCAGGAAGUCCUGCGCUGGAUCCUCGCCAUGCAGGAGAAGAUUGGUACCAAGUUCACUGACGAAGACGUCCGCAACUAUCUCUGGAACACCCUGAACUCCGGCCGUGUCGUCCCCGGAUACGGCCAUGGCGUCCUGCGUAAGCCUGAUCCUCGCUUCCAGGCCCUCAUGGACUUCGCCUCCACCAGACCCGACGUCCUCGCCAACCCCGUCUUCCAGCUCGUCAAGAAGAACUCCGAGAUUGCCCCCGUUGUCCUCACCGAGCACGGAAAGACCAAGAACCCUCACCCCAACGUCGACGCCGCAUCCGGUGUCCUCUUCCACCACUACGGCUUCCAGAAGCCCCUCUACUACACCGUCACCUUCGGUGUUAGUCGAGCCCUUGGACCCCUGGUGCAGCUCAUCUGGGACCGUGCCUUGGGUCUCCCCAUUGAGCGACCCAAGAGCAUUAACUUGCUUGGCUUGAAGAAAUAAACGAUUGGUGUAUGAGACUGGAUCCGUAUGACCGAAACGAAACGAAGCCGUGUUUUUGUUAUUGUUGAAUCAACUGUAAUAGUGCCAUCUGGGAUAGAUAUAAGUGAAUAAAAAUUAGACUGAUUCUGGGGUCACAAGUAGAUACAACACGUACCUUAGUUUGUAAGGCGCACAUAUAGUAUAUACUAAAAAUUGGAUCGAUC
Messenger RNA from Aspergillus wentii DTO 134E9, 1838 nucleotides. It is a transcript of the gene mcsA, whose product is annotated as putative citrate synthase Cit1. Lineage: Eukaryota; Fungi; Ascomycota; Eurotiomycetes; Eurotiales; Aspergillaceae. Gene Ontology annotation, molecular function: 2-methylcitrate synthase activity. Gene Ontology annotation, cellular component: mitochondrial matrix. The record is from RefSeq and is a predicted model, not a curated record. The coding region runs from base 238 to 1635 and encodes 465 amino acids. The transcript has 3 exons. Gene Ontology annotation, biological process: tricarboxylic acid cycle; carbohydrate metabolic process.